This is a messenger RNA of Notothenia coriiceps (black rockcod), 531 nucleotides long. RefSeq names its product kinetochore-associated protein 1-like. Gene Ontology annotation, molecular function: small GTPase binding. The coding region runs from base 46 to 531 and encodes 161 amino acids. The record is from RefSeq and is a predicted model, not a curated record. Gene Ontology annotation, biological process: mitotic sister chromatid segregation; protein localization to kinetochore involved in kinetochore assembly; mitotic spindle assembly checkpoint signaling. The transcript is spliced from 5 exons. Gene Ontology annotation, cellular component: RZZ complex; cytoplasm; kinetochore microtubule. Lineage: Eukaryota; Metazoa; Chordata; Actinopteri; Perciformes; Nototheniidae.
CUGCUGCUGGACUGCCUGGAGCUCUGCAAGUGCACACACAUCGCGAUGGAUGUCUAUCAUCAGUGUCAGUUAUCAGACGACUAUGGCUUUAUAGCCAAGGAUCCGACCUUGGAGACAGAAAAAGACCCACACUCUCAGUGGAGUUUUCAGGAUGUUUUUAAUGAAGAUUGCAUUGUUCUGGACCCGGUGUCUGUGCUUCCAGUCCAAUAUGAAAUAACCAACUGCUUGCUGCCUAUUUCUCUGGAUACCAAGCUGUACCCACUGGACUGCUCCUGUCUGUCACACUGCUCUUUUGAAAAGGGCUCGAACUACCUGAAGCCCCUCCUCGGGCCCCUGGCCAACAUCCUGCAGAGUUUACAGGAGUGCAGUCAGCUGGAGCUGGCCCUCAGAGUGCUGGUCAACUCGUACGGCAGCUGCCUGCAGCACGUCACCUCUAAUGUUAUGGACAUAAAGAUCAGUUUGCAGCAGAACAGAGAAGGCAACCUGGAGUCACACCAGCAGACCUCAGAGCGGAUCUCAGGGAUCGGCUGA